Messenger RNA from Medioppia subpectinata, 501 nucleotides. Lineage: Eukaryota; Metazoa; Arthropoda; Arachnida; Sarcoptiformes; Oppiidae. The record is from the annotation of a GenBank genome assembly.
AUGAUAAUGAUUGUGUUAUGCAUUGCAAUUCAAUCCAUCGUCGCCUAUAGGCUGGAUAAAAGGCUUAAUACUGAUGGUAUUAAUGAACAUCAUGGUCAAUUACUUGGUCCAGAAAUAACCGAAGCGGGUAAACACAUACUGGCCAAAAUCACCGAGGCCAGGGCAGCAAAGUACAGCCACCUAUUUGUGACCAACAUGAAUCCGGGCGACGCAGUCAAACAAGUAGACCAAAUAGUCAAACUGUUUCAAGAGAUAACCCAGAGUUUUGACAAUCAGCCUUGUUUACGGAUUGAGGAAAAUUUGAUGGGACGUACAAUUGAGGACAACUGUUACGCACUCAUCACUAACCGUAUCGUUCAGACCAUUGCCGGCAAAUACGAGCUGACAGUCGGCGAGAAAGCAUUUAUGGUCACCGAUUCGGUCACUGAAAAGGAGAUUAAGUACGAGUUCUUUUUGGGUCCCCUAUAUUUCGGUGUUUACUCUACUAAAGCUUAAAUCGGG